CACUUUGGCUGCUGCAUGACAAGUACUAAAGUGUCAGAGAAACGGCCCCUCUCUUUCUCUGUUUUCUAAUGAAUAAAGGCAAACGCUCCCUCCAUUAAGUUUCACAAUUCUUAGUUAACUGCACAUUUUCUCUUCUCUAAUGGCUUCCAUCACCAAAGAAUUAGCCUUCAAGGGCUUUCCUUUCAUCAGAAUCUACCAAGAUGGAAAAGUUGAACGCCUCAUAGAGUCUCCACAUGUGCCCCCAUCUGAUCAAGACCCAGAAACUGGUGUCUCCUCCAAAGACAUCACAAUCUCGCACAACCCCAGCAUCUCAGCUCGCCUUUACCUCCCAAAUCUCCCUCAAAACCAAACCCAAAAGCUCCCUAUCUUGGUUUACUUCCAUGGUGGAGCAUUUUGCAUUGAGUCAGCCUUCUCACUCCAUGCCCAUUGUUUUCUCAACCGCUUGGUCUCAGAAGCCCAAGUUGCAGCUGUCUCUGUUGAGUACAGGCUUGCCCCAGAAAACCCACUUCCUCUUGCUUAUGAAGAUUCCUGGGCUACUCUUCAAUGGGUUGCUUCUCACUCAAACAACCAAGAAUUAGAUGGCAAAAAAGACCCAUGGCUAGCCAAAUUUGGAGAUUUUGACAGAUUGUACAUUGGUGGUGAUAGUGCAGGUGGCAAUAUUGCACAUAAUUUGGCUAUGAAGGCAGGACUGGAGAGAUUGUGUGGUGGAGUGAAAGUUUUGGGUGCAUUUCUGUCCCACCCUUAUUUUUGGGGAUCCAAGCCAAUUCGGUCAGAGCCUAAAGGAGAAGACUUUGAGAAGACUCUGGAGUAUAAAGCUUGGGACGUUGUUUAUCCAUCAGCUCCUGGAGGGAUUGAUAAUCCAAUGGUGAAUCCAGCGGGUGAGGGUGCACCGAGCCUGGCUGGACUCGGGUGCUCUAAGCUGCUUAUGUGUGUUGCAGGCAAGGAUCAGCUGAGGGAUCGAGGGGUUUGGUAUUGUGAUUUGGUGAGGGAAAGUGGGUGGAAAGGAGAAGUGGAGCUGUUUGAAGUGGAAGGAGAGGAACAUUGCUUUCAUCUCGGGAGUGAGACUGAGACAGAGAAUGUUAAGAAACUGCUCAAACGCUUGGCUUCUUUUCUUGUCUAGUAUUAUCAUGCUGGUUUGCUCAUGUGUUUAACUGUUGACAUCUGCUUUGAUCUGUAUCUUUGGUGUUUAAAAUAAAAUAAAUAAACUUGUUUUGCUAUGA
Messenger RNA from Prunus dulcis (almond), 1220 nucleotides. Its product is annotated as 2-hydroxyisoflavanone dehydratase-like. The record is from RefSeq and is a predicted model, not a curated record. The transcript has a single exon. Gene Ontology annotation, molecular function: hydrolase activity. Bases 140 to 1120 code for a protein of 326 amino acids. NCBI's taxonomy places the organism in Eukaryota, Viridiplantae, Streptophyta, Magnoliopsida, Rosales, Rosaceae.